Camellia sinensis is the source of this 541-nucleotide messenger RNA. Lineage: Eukaryota; Viridiplantae; Streptophyta; Magnoliopsida; Ericales; Theaceae. The record is from RefSeq and is a predicted model, not a curated record.
UCUGUUGUUGUCUUGCUAGCAGGAGGAAUUUGAAAAAAGUGUAAAUGAGCAUGCAAGGUUUAUGGAAGAGCAUGAGAGGUUUAUGGAAGAGCAUGCGAGGUUUAAGGAAGAGCAUGCGAGGAAUAUGGAACAGCAUGCAAGGAAUAUGGAACAGCUGGCAAGGGAUAAGGAAUAUAUAAAUCAAGUUUGGAUGUAUUUGGCUAAGGGAGGUGAGAUUGAAGAUUCUGAAAGAUAUUGCCAACGAAAAAAGGAACAAACUAAAUAUUUGUUGUUGCUCUUACUUCUCAAGAAGGAACUUAUUGAAGGGAAGAGUGAGAAGGAAAUGUCUAGCGCAACACUGGAGUUGUUUUAUGCCCUAAAAGCUAAAAAGUAUUCAUGUAAUGGAAUAGGGAAAUGAGUUGGGUCUUUAAAUUGGGGUUGCAUACGUGCAUUUUAUAUCUUUCUAUCUAGUAAAAGUUGGAUGCUGAAGUUGAUUUGGUAAACUGUAUGGCAUGAUUUCUUUGUUCUUAAAUUCAACUUUUUAACUGGCUUAAUUUGAAUA